UGUUAAUCAAAUACUUUAAUCAAGGAGCAUUGGUUAUACAAUUUAUUUUAAAGCAUAACAAAAAUUUUGGAAUAAAAAAAAUUCAGGGACUCACAAAAAUGUUUGUCAAACAGAAUGACAGCUGGGAAAAUUUGACAUUUAUACAUUGCAAGACAUGCCUCAAGUUAUAGACGAAUUUACUGACGAACAAAUUGAAAAUAUUAAAGAAGCUUUUGGAUUGUUUGAUGACGGCUCGGAUACCAUCGCUGCCAAGGACUUGACAACAAUUUUGCGAUCGUUGGGCACGAACCCAACGCCUGCCGAGAUCGAGGACAUAUUGCACGAUCGCGAUCCAGAAGCGGACCCAGAGCGCAUCGGUUUUAACGAGUUUACAGAAAUCUUUAAACGAAAGCUGACAGACAGAGAGUUCGUCGACGAAUUAAUAGAAGUUUUCAGACAGCACGACAAAGACAAAACCGGCACCGUACCAGUACCGCUUGCCAGAGAAAUCCUCAAAGGACUAAAUUUGUAUUUAAACGACGAAGAAAUUGCGGAAAUGGUUAGGGAAAUAAAUAACAGCGAUGAAGAAGAUUUGGACUACGUUGAGUUUAUGAAUACAAUGACGCAAACUUAUUUUUAAACCUUAUUUUUUAUUUUUUACACACAAUAAAUAUUAAAUAAAUAAAUAAAAAACUCUGAAAACCGUAUAUUUAUCUAAAUACUGAAUUGUUCACAUUAAAAUUAAACAUGCCAAUAAAUCAAAAUAUUCGAUGAACAUAUGUAUAUUAUUU
Brassicogethes aeneus is the source of this 770-nucleotide messenger RNA. Lineage: Eukaryota; Metazoa; Arthropoda; Insecta; Coleoptera; Nitidulidae. The record is from the annotation of a GenBank genome assembly.